Amblyraja radiata (thorny skate) is the source of this 2868-nucleotide messenger RNA. RefSeq names its product galactosylgalactosylxylosylprotein 3-beta-glucuronosyltransferase 1. The coding region runs from base 345 to 1355 and encodes 336 amino acids. Lineage: Eukaryota; Metazoa; Chordata; Chondrichthyes; Rajiformes; Rajidae. Gene Ontology annotation, cellular component: Golgi membrane. The record is from RefSeq and is a predicted model, not a curated record. The transcript is spliced from 6 exons. Gene Ontology annotation, molecular function: galactosylgalactosylxylosylprotein 3-beta-glucuronosyltransferase activity. Gene Ontology annotation, biological process: carbohydrate metabolic process; chondroitin sulfate proteoglycan biosynthetic process.
GUGGGCUCACAGGGUACCAGGACUAGCUUCUCCAUUCAAAAACACACAGAUGUUACUCCACGCUUCAGAUCAUUUUGCUGCUACUGGGCAGGCUCAUUUGCAGAGCUGGCUGGAAGGAACUGUAGGUUGGUUGGGUUUAUGUAGAGCUGUUACUCAUGGGCUGCAUUAACUUGGGGGACUGACAGCAGCUGCAGGAUUAGAUAAAGGGAUGCUUUGAAUUCUGCUUCUAUGCUUAAAGAAAGGAUUAUGACUGAAUGGAAGUCAGCUAACAGCAUGUGGUGGAAAUCUCAGACCAUUCACUCUCCAGACCUAAGGUGAUUAGAAAUGUUGGACUAGCCCUGGAGAUGCCGAAGAGACGAGACAUCCUCGCAAUUGUGUUGAUUGUUUUACCAUGGACUCUGCUAUUUACCGUCUGGCACCAGAACACCAUCUCACCGCUGCUGACUCUGCGAAAGGACGAUGGGAGUGAGGUUGGCAACCGUCGAGAUUUUGGACAGUCAACAGACUCCAAGGAGUAUUGCCCGCCAGAUAAGGAUAUUGUGGAGGUGAUCAGGACAGAGUAUGUUUACACACGACCCCCUCCAUGGUCGGACAUCCUGCCCACAAUUCACGUCAUCACUCCAACUUACAGCAGGCCUGUACAGAAGGCAGAACUGACGAGAGUUGCCAACACCCUGCUCCAUGUGCCCAACCUCCACUGGAUAGUGGUGGAGGACGCCCAGAGAAGAACGACACUGGUGACCCGGCUCCUCAAAGAGAUGGGCCUGAACUACACACACUUGAAUGUAGAGACACCUCGCAGUUACAAGCUGAGAGGGGACAUUCGCGAUCCUCGGUUUCCGCGUGGCACCAUGCAGAGAAACCUAGCGCUGAGGUGGCUGAGGGAAAUGUUCAACAUGAACAACACCCAACAAGGAAUCGUGUAUUUUGCAGAUGACGACAACACCUAUAGUUUAGAGUUGUUUGAAGAGAUGCGGACUACAAAGAAAGUUUCGGUCUGGCCUGUUGCCUUUGUGGGUGGACUUCGAUACGAAUCCCCAAAAGUGAAUGCAGCAGGAAAGGUCUACGGAUGGAAAACAGUGUUUGAUCCACACAGACCAUUUGCUAUUGAUAUGGCUGGGUUUGCAAUAAAUCUCCGGUUAAUUCUGCAGAGACCUCAAGCUUACUUUAAACUGCGUGGAGUCAAGGGAGGUUAUCAAGAAAGCAGCCUCCUUCGAGAACUGGUGACACUCAAUGACCUGGAACCUAAAGCUGCCAAUUGCACUAAGAUAUUAGCAUGGCAUACACGGACUGAGAAACCUGUGCUAGUGAAUGAAGGGAAGAAAGGUUUCACCGAUCCAAAUGUCGAAAUAUAAAUGCACAGAUGAAUUGUCCUUAAACCUGGCUCAAACCUGAUUGCCCUAUUCCUUCACCACACAUACAAUGGAUAUAAUGGUAGCGGUUUAUUCUUAGCAAAAGCAACAAUUUCAGAUGAUGUACCUAACAUGACUGGACAAUUGAAUAAAGCACAGAAGAGAUCUCUGAGAAAUGCUCAAGACUGUGAUCCAGGAUGUCAUUCGGCAAGGCUCUAUGACUUAUGACCAAGGAAACUAGAUUCCUUUGUAUGUGUGAGCACAUCCCUGUAAAGGUGGCUCUGUUGCAAUGCGUUCUGUUGCAUGGAACGGGAGAAUGCAUGCACUCAGUGUGAAUUCCAACCCAGAAAUAAAUAUCAACCUUGAAAGGCUUCCAUAAAGUACGGAAAAGCUGUGAAGAAGACUGGCUUGUAGGAGUGAGUUUCUCCAAGAAAUCCUUUCUACCAUUUACCCGAGGAUGCUUAAGGAAUGGAAUGUUCUGGUUUACAGACCUCGUGAGCCUGCUACUGGUUGUUUAUUCCUUACAUGUGUACGUAUUGUAUUCCACCUUCAUUCAGACCAUGUCGACUCAAACUCAAUAGUUUCCACGAGGUGUGUAAAGUUGACAAACUGUAGUGUCCAUCUCCUUUUUAGCAAGGGCUCCCUUGAGACUUGGGAUCUUAUCAGUCACCAGAACCUUACUGAGAAAAAAAACACACGAAUUUCUUCACCUUUAAACCUUUGCAUAUUCGGAGGACCACUGCAUUCUUAGUAGGCGUGUAAGAACCAUGAUGGUAUUCUGUGCUGGUUAGCCAAGGAGAAAAUGAGAAAAUGAGCACAGGAACAAAAUGAGCGACUCAAGUAGUUCCUCAAGGAGUGCAAUAUUGAAAUGAAUGCAACAAAGAUGCUCCAUUUAAAGCUGAAUAUUAAACUUGGUGGAUGUGACAUUUGUACUAAUACCCAAAGCAAAGCUAUUUAUUAAGUGCUCCCCACCUUGGGCGAUAUCACCCCAUUUUUACCAUUCAUUUAGGGUACUGAUCUCCUUGCCAUUUUUAGUUGUUUUUUUUAAAUGACCCAGACUUGGUUAACUGCAUCUGAUCUUUUGUAGGUUGAUGGCACAAAACAAGCUUUUAGCAGAAUCGGAACGUUUGAUGAUAUCUUUUGAAUAUGCUGAUGGGCGGAUAAGAUUGGAAGCUCUAGGGUAUAUUUUGCUUUAGGAAAAAUUGAUUCAAAUCUUGGCUUGCAGCAUGCAUUACCUUCUUUGCAAAAAAAAAUGCAGAAGAUAUCUAAACCAUGAUUUAAUAACUAUGAAAAAAUAUCUAGAACUAGGAAGGUAAUUAGAAACCGAAAAUAAAGGUAAAUUCUUGAGAAAUUAUACCAAUUUGGAACUGGCUAGUAUUUAAUGAUUUGUCCCACCUACAAAAAAAACUCUCUAAUUUAUCCACUGAUGCCUUCUGGUUACAGCAUUGAUCAAUUUGUAUUCAGUUACUUCUGACUUCUGUAACGCGCUGAAAUUAAAGGGUGGAUGUCAACGAGA